Molecule: messenger RNA, 2064 nt
Organism: Penicillium malachiteum
Lineage: Eukaryota; Fungi; Ascomycota; Eurotiomycetes; Eurotiales; Aspergillaceae
Product: nucleotide pyrophosphatase/phosphodiesterase family protein
Exons: 3
Coding region: 1-2064 (687 amino acids)
Biological process (GO): nucleoside triphosphate metabolic process
Molecular function (GO): nucleoside triphosphate diphosphatase activity; ribonucleoside triphosphate phosphatase activity
Source: RefSeq, a predicted model, not a curated record
AUGCCCGCCAUGACACGUCACAGGAGUUCGGAAUUGCUCUCGCCAGCAAAUUAUGAUGAUGAUGCGGCCUCCUUACGAUCGCCUUCCGAACAAGACUCCGACUCUGAAGAUGACGAGUUCCUCCGCCAUCCCCGCAGCACCCUGGAGCUCGCCAACCACGAUCGCGCCGUGCUCGACGAUGAAGAUGAACUUGAGAAACUCUUAACAAGACGAGGACCAGCUCAUGGUCUGCGCAGGAUGUUCAGUCCCAACGGAAGUAGCGUGCGCAUUGGGAGAAAGGAGAGGCGCCGGGCGCGAAAGGAAGCUCGACUUUCGCGCCGGGAGAGAGUUAGUGAGGAAGGAGAGUUGAUGUAUGAGAUGGAAGAAGGAUUGGGGGAUGAUGAGUCGCUGUUGAGCGAAUCAUCGAUGGAAUCAGAGGUAGAUGACUUUAUUUAUGACCCGCCAUCUAAACCUUCCUUUUUGCGAUACCUAUUCAUCUUCACCCUAAUAUCUGUACUCUUCCUUAUCCUCGCUCUCGGUGCAUACAAGGCCUCUAGUGGUUUCCGAGCUUCACAAGUUCUCUCGACACCACUCCUGUCCAACGGCACGGCUCUGUUUGCGCCUACGACCAUUCUUAUAUCCCUGGAUGGAUUUCGAGCGGACUUCCUCGACCGUGGUAUAACACCGGCUCUGAGCUCCCUCAUCGCUGAUGGAGUUUCUCCGCAAUACAUGAACCCCAGCUUCCCUAGUGUGACUUUCCCGAAUCAUUUUACACUGGUGACGGGCCUAUACCCUGAGAGCCAUGGAAUAGUCGGAAAUACAUUUUGGGACCCGGCCCUACAGGAGGAGUUUUUCUAUACACACCCUGCAGUCAGCAUGCUGCCUAAAUGGUGGAAUGCUGAGCCUCUAUGGGUAACAGCAGAGAAGAUGGGUGUCAGAUCGGCUAUUCACAUGUGGCCUGGAUCUGAAGCUCAUAUUGCCAUCCCAGAGCCCGCUUAUAUUGAUAAAUACAACGGGUCUGAGGCAUUAAUCAGGAAGGUGAACCGCGUGCUGGAACUUCUGGACCUACCUGGCGCAGAGGACGAGUCCCAAGUCUCGCCAGAGCGACCGCAGUUCAUCGCGGCUUACGUGCCUGAUGUGGACCGAGAUGGUCACAACUUCGGACCCAACAGCACUGAAGUCCGCAGCACGAUUUCUUAUGCGGAUGAGAUGGUCGGCGGCAUUCUUGCUGGUCUCAAAAGCCGCAAUCUCACCGAUGUAGUGAACAUUGUAGUGGUUUCCGACCACGGCAUGGCAACCACUUCGAACGAGCGUCUGGUGCAGCUAGACGAUAUCAUCGAUAUGGAUCUUAUUGACCACCUGGAUGGAUGGCCCUCCCGCGGUAUUCGCCCCAAGCAACUAGAAGAUCUAGCAACUCUACAAGCACAAUUAGAAAAGGCUGCACCUGAUUAUGAACACGCCUUUGAGUUUUACACCCGAGAAACGAUGCCGGAGCGAUAUCAUUUCUCAAAGAAUGAUCGUAUUGCCCCCUUGUGGGUGAUUCCCAAGACUGGGUGGGCGAUCGUUGAACGGCCUGAGUUUGAUGCGAAGGAGGCUCUGAAGACGGGUGAAGUCUAUCACCCCAAGGGUAUUCACGGCUACGAUCAUGAGCACCCUCUGAUGCGCGCCAUCUUCAUCGCUCGAGGCCCAGCUUUUCCACACGCCCCCAACAGCCGCCUUGAACCUUUCCAAAACAUUGAAGUAUACAAUAUGAUUUGUGACUCGCUGGGAAUUAAUCCAUUGCCUAACAAUGGAACACUCCGACUCCCCCUCCACCCAGUUGGGCUCCAUACGGACGAGAAUACACCCCCUGUGGAACACCCCUCUGACCCACCACAGCCCACACCAGCUGCGACUAUUCCCCCGCAACCAACGAGUCCAGCAUCCGAGGCCCCGACUGAGUCAAAAACUGUGUCUGAUCCCGGUAGUAAGAAUGAACAAGGGUCAAGCUGGUGGAGCAGUCUGGGCGACAAACUAGAUGAAUUGAAGCAGUGGGCGGGGGAGUUGUUCUCGGCAGAAAAGGACAAUCAUCCACAGGAUGCAUAG